AUGGUAAUUAAAGAAAGAAGGAGGAAGCUAAAUAUCCACAAUAUAAGUGACAAUAAGGGAAACAACAUAGAAGGCUACCAGAGCAUAGCUGAUGCUGUAAUAAAUCACUUUGAGGAGCUGUUCAAAGAUGAGGAAAUCAGAGGAAGGUUCAGAAUCCUUGAUAAAGUCCCCCAGGUGGUAACAGAAGACAUGAAUACUAUGGUAAUUGUCAGACCUACUGCUCAAGAGGUAACAAAUGCUAUCAAUAACAUAAAGCCUAAUAGUGCUCCAGGCCCUGAUGGGUUUGGAACAAAAUUCUUCCAAACAUGCAUAGAUAUUAUUCUCCUAGAUAUUCAUAAUGUUGUACUGGAAUUUUUUGAUGGAGCACAUGUACCAAGAAUUGGUAAGAUACUGCCUGACAUUAUAUCUCCUAAUCAAAGUGGGUUCAUCCAGGGAAGAUCCAUUACUGAUAAUGUGUUGCUAGCCCAAGAAUUGCUGUUAUCUAUCAUGCUUAAUAAGUUGAUUGUUGAUGAUAAUUAUUCAGGUUACUAUAGACCCAAGAAAGGACCAAGUAUCACUCAUUUGGCCUUUGCUGAUGAUAUCAUAAUCUUCACAUCAGGUAAACCUUCAGACAUCAGAAAAAUCUUGAAGUUGACAACUAUCUAUGAAAAUGUUUCAGGUCAACUGAUAAAAGAAAAUAAAAGCUGUGUAGCUUUUGCUUCUAAGGCCAAUCUAAAAGUAAUUCAUAGAUUGACCCACCUUACAAAGAUGAACAGGAAAGAGUGGCCAUUAAAAUAUUUGGGAUGCCCUCUCUUUGUAGGAAGGAUGAAAAUCAACUACUUCUCUGAAAUGGUGAAUUCUAUAACUAGCAGAAUUCAAUCCUGGCAUGCAAAAUUUCUCUCUAAAGGAGGUAAAAUAGUUUUGAUCAAACAUGUGCUUUCAACCAUGCCAGUGCGCUUACUGGCAGUCAUGAAGCCUCCAAAGGGUACCUUUGAACAGAUACAAGGUGCUAUGACAUGA
Lycium barbarum (goji berry) is the source of this 999-nucleotide messenger RNA. RefSeq lists its product as uncharacterized. The coding region runs from base 1 to 999 and encodes 332 amino acids. The transcript has 3 exons. The record is from RefSeq and is a predicted model, not a curated record. NCBI's taxonomy places the organism in Eukaryota, Viridiplantae, Streptophyta, Magnoliopsida, Solanales, Solanaceae.